CAGGAUUAGGAGGCCAUGGCAGCUUCCACGAAGGAUUCGGCAGCGGCCGUAGAAGCGGUGGCCAUGGUCGCCGGCCGCGGGGCUCGUGGAGGUAAAACUGAAGACAAGGAGCUGGGCCGCCUGGUUAAGGACAUGAAGAUCAAGUCCUUGGAGGAGAUCUACCUGUUCUCCCUGCUCAUUAAGGAGUCUGAGAUUAUUGACUUUUUCCUUGGUGCAUCUCUAAAGGAUGAGGUUCUAAAGAUCAUGUUGAUGCAAAUGCAGACUUGGGCUGGCCAGAGAACCAUGUUCAAGGCUAUUGGAGACUACGAUGGCCACGUUGGUCUUGGUGUUAAGUGCUCCAAGGAGGUAGCCACUGCUAUCCGAGGGGCCAUCAUCCUGGCCAAGCUUUCGAUCGUCCCAGUGCGGAGAGGCUACUGGGGAAACAAGAUUGGCAAGCCCCACACUGUGCCAUGCAAGGUGACAGGCCGCUGUGGCUCUGUGCUGGUUCGUCUCAUCCCUGCCCCCAGAGGCACUGGCAUUGUCUCUGCUCCUGUGCCCAAGAAGCUACUGAUGAUGGCCGGUAUAGAUGACUGCUACACUUCAGCCAGGGGCUGUACUGCCACCCUGGGCAACUUUGCCAAGGCCACCUUUGACGCUAUCUCCAAGACCUGCAGCUACCUGACCCCUGACCUCUGGAAAGAGACCGUGUUCACCAAGUCAGGAAUUCGCUGACCAUCUGUGAAAACCCACACCAGGGUCUCUGUUCAGAGGAUCCAGGCUCCAACUGUGGCUACCACAUAAGGAUUUUUAUACAAGAAAAAUAAAUGAAUUAAGUCUGUUAAUAAAAAAGAAUGACUCUUUAUCUUGUUUAUACAAGAAAACAAUGGCCGCCUGCCAGCACAAGGAGGACAACAGCAUAUUUCUGCCAAUGACACUGUAGAUGUAUUCAAUAUCAACCUUUCCAGGUGGAACCCUUUUUUUUUUUUAGACUACAAAGAAGGAACACCCUAAGACUGAAAUGUGGCAGACACUUCAGUGUCUAGACACUCCUAGUCACCCCACUCCGCCAUCUGUUAGGAAUUUUAUCCGGGGAAAUUGGCACAGCAAAGGAGCUCUGUCCCCAGACCAAGGCUUCAGUGCAGUUUCUGCCGCUUGCUUCAAAGUACCCUCAAAUGGCUGGUCAUCGGGACAGGCCACGGAUGUCUGUCUGAACAACACGGGCCUGGGGCUCAUUAGGAUGUACGUGUCUGGCCUACUACAGGCUCCUGUUGGUUGAUCUAUCUGGAUCAUGGUCAAGGCCAUCAGCUCUCUCUCUCUCUCUCUGACUUUACGACGGCCUUUCUGAACUCCGAAGCCUCUGUAUGUGCACAUGCACACAUGCACUGAGAAAUGUAGCGUCCGAUCUCAGAGUCGAUAUUAAUUAGUAAGAUUAGAAUAAAAAGAGCCAGUGACCGGUCUGUUGCUGUGGUCCUUCUGAGACACAGGUGGAGAAGGAAGGUCAUCUGGGUGCUAACUACUGGCCUCCAAGGUCUGGCUGCCCCCAGCGAUGAGGAAAUCUUCACGCACACCAAGUGACGCUAUGCAACCCUGCUGUUUAAUGUAAGCAACCUUGCUGUUUAAUGUAAGCCUAUUGGUUGAAUAAAGAUACCUACAGCCUAUAGCUGGGCAGAGGAGAGGUAGGCAGGGUUUUUGUUCCAGGCUUGGGGUCUGAGGCAGAGACGAGGAAAAGAGAGGAGAAGAUGGAGAGAGAAGACACCAUGAGAUAAGGGACUGUGAGAACUGGCCAUGAGGGCUGGCCAGUCGGAGUAAGAGUGGCCCAGGCAGAACAUGGCAAGUCGUAUAUCUGGGUUAUUGGCAGGGAAGGAGACAUAUUAGCACAGAGAGUUGAUAUCUGCCCAGCUCUAGUGCUUUCAAGGCUUAUUAUAAAUAUAAAAGUUUUGUGUCUUUUAUCUGGGGACUGAAUGAUCAAAGGUGGGGUAGAAACCCCCGACAUGAUUAAAUAUUUACCACAACAGGUGGUUGUCAAUAACCAGGUAUCUAGGCAAAUCAGGACUACUUGGAAAAUUGUGGGCAAGAAAACCACUGUAGAUUGUGAAUUUAUCGUUACUCAAUAAAUUCUGACAUCGUGGAAAGGCAAA
Messenger RNA from Rattus norvegicus (Norway rat), 2117 nucleotides. RefSeq names its product ribosomal protein S2, pseudogene 17 (gene Rps2-ps17). Gene Ontology annotation, cellular component: ribonucleoprotein complex; ribosome; small ribosomal subunit. The record is from RefSeq and is a predicted model, not a curated record. Gene Ontology annotation, biological process: translation. Lineage: Eukaryota; Metazoa; Chordata; Mammalia; Rodentia; Muridae. Gene Ontology annotation, molecular function: structural constituent of ribosome; RNA binding.